AUGACGGACCUUGGAAAGUUAACAUAUUAUCUAGGGAUUGAAGUUUCUCAAACCGAAGGUGGUAUAAAAAUUAAACAAGAAAGCUAUGCCUUGAAGAUUCUGAAGGAAGUCGGUAUGCAGUCAUGUAAGCCGACUUUAUGUCCAAUGGAACCUGGGCUGAAGUUGUCAAAGAAUGAAGACGAACCGGAAGUAAAUGCUACAAAAUUUCGAAAGAUAGUUGGAUACCUUCGAUACCUCUUACACACCCAACCCGAUUUGGCAUAUUCGGUUGGGGUGGUAAGCCGUUAUAUGCAGAACCCAAAAGAAACUCAUGCACAUGCAAUCAAACACAUAUUACGGUACUUAUGUGGCACUACUUCUCUUGGGAUAAAGUACAAGAGAUGUGAAAACUUGAAGUUGGUGGGUUAUAGUGACAGCAACCAUAACGUUGAUAAAGAUGAUGGCAAAAGCACUACCGGUCAUAUAUUUUAUCUUGGUUCUUCGCCUGUAACAUGGUGUUCUCAAAAGCAAGUUACUGUGGCACUUUCUUCAUGCGAAGCAGAAUUUAUAAUGGCUACUGCAACUGCGUGUUAA
Molecule: messenger RNA, 573 nt
Organism: Helianthus annuus (common sunflower)
Lineage: Eukaryota; Viridiplantae; Streptophyta; Magnoliopsida; Asterales; Asteraceae
Product: secreted RxLR effector protein 161-like
Exons: 1
Coding region: 1-573 (190 amino acids)
Source: RefSeq, a predicted model, not a curated record